GUCUAAUAUGUUGGGACAUCCCAAAAAGGAAAGUUGGUCUAAUACCUUGGGACGGAGGGAGUACCAGCACACAGUUUCUCUUUGUCAAAAUAUGUGAUUCUUUUCACAUUUACAAAAUUACUUCCAUAUUGGCCCAUGGUGCUAUGAAAACAGGGUUCGGAUGGAACUGAGUGAAUAUAAAUCUGGCAUUCAACAAUCUUAAUCUGUUUUGUAGUUAAUGAUAGCGUCAUAGAAAAUGUAAUGGAUGCAACAAUGGGCUGAAACUGGCCCAAAUCAUUGAUUAUCAAAGCAAUCAAGUACAUGCAUAUUUUCAUCAGCUACAUUAUAAAUUUGUGAUAUAUGUUGCCUAAUGUAAUAUGUUUAGAAUUAGUAAGGUGAUUGCUUCUCAUUGCUCAAGAUUGAGUACUCUACCUCAUUCAUGUGUAGUCCUAUUAGUCAACUCUAAUAAUGUAAUCCAUAUUAUUUCUAUUAUUUUCUCAUACGUUCUGCUUGCAGUAGAUUAUCCAACUAAUAACUGGUGUUUGGUGUCAAAGUAAAUUCUUAUGUUCGUUAAUCAAAUACACAUAUGCGAUAAGUUAAUUACACAAAUGCAAUAAUAAGAAAAUAGUAGAUUACAAAGGUGGCCAAGUGGCUUCUGAGAAGCUACACACGUAAAUUUUUUCCGAAAUAGAAUAGUUGAAAAUAGCAUUAAUCACACCUUACUUAUAAUGCUUGCAUACGUAACAUCUAUCAUAACACGUCACAAGACCUUUAUGGCACCCACACUCACAAUCACUGACCCUACAAUCAUAUACGUGUGAACGAGUGAGUAUCUUUUAUUAAAUCAACUGUGAUUGUAAGGGAUUAUUACAAAACAUAAAGAUUAAGAAAGCCAGGUGGCUGUUAAGCGAUACCACUGGCCACUUGUUCCAGGCCAAUCAACUUUACUCCAUGUAACAAAAAGGAUUAUUGCAAAACAAAAAGAUUAAGAGAGCCAGGUGGCUGCUAAGCAAUACAUACAGGACAAAAAAAGACAGUAGGAUCAUUUAAUUUUGUAACGUACGCGCACUAGCUUGCUUGCCCAGCGCCUAUAUAAGAAGCACAGGUUAGUCCAUUGUCUAUGCUUCUUCAGAGUAAAUAUUACUACUAUAAAUCUAGUGGCCGGAAAUUUCUCAGAGAAUAAGCAUAUUUCUAAGGAUUUGGAGGCCACAGUUGCCUUUUUUGUGCAGUCUUCGCCAAGAAUUAUUUCCUUGAAGGUCAGCAUUCUCUGUUCUCAGUCAAGCUUUCCCAGUUGCCUCAAACAUGAAUUCAGACCGGACAUCCAACAACUGCUUCUGGUCGAUGGGGGUGGAUGAUGCUGCAUCAAAUGAUGCACACACAUCUUUGAAUUGGACAAGGGAGGAGGACAAGGCAUUCGAGAUUGCUCUCUUUACCCACUAUAAUCAUGCUGAUAUGUGGGGUAAGAUCGCAUUGGCAGUUCCUGGGAAAACAGUUCAAGAUCUAAAACUUCACUAUGAAGCCUUAAGUUUGAUGGCUCUUGAGUCUGGCAAGAUGCCUCUGUCCAUUUAUUCGACAAAAGGCGAUGUUCUAGAAGAGAAGAAGCUGAAGUCACAGCAAGCGACACGAGAGUCUUCUACAUCUAGAACCGGAGAAUUGCUUCCUGGAAAUCUUGGGAGAGCAGCAGCGCAUGCUGGAACCCAACUGCUGUCAGGAUGCGCAACGGUCGCUUCAGGUGAUGCUUUCGGGAAGCGCAGGCGCCCUAAGAAAGCUUCGAGGACCGAUGAAAACAAGCUGAUGCUGGGGGCAAGGUAUCCUAGUAAAAAGAAUGCUGUUGCACGUAACGAGAGCCAAUUGCUGCCCGGGAAGCUACUGUGGUCCGGGUACCCUCAUGAAGCUCAAAAGGAUAUCGGGUAUCAACUGCUGUGUGGGUACCCUAAUCAACUGGGCCUCCCAUCUGGCUCACUCCCGACUACUUCAUAUGGCACAGGUGCAGCAAUGCAGGAUGUUGACGAGCUUGCUGAUGGUCGAUUUGAUAUCGGUUCUAGCACCGAUAUUUUGGAUGAUCCGGAUCUCUCUUUGUUCCCUUAUUUUUGGAAUUGAAAUGGUUUCAAGGAAGUUAAUACAUUUUUCUUUCAGAAAAGCGCACUUUUGAUGGGAUGGUUUGUAAUAAAGUUUGCUAAUCUCUACAAUGUUUCAUCUUCUUUAAUUAAGUUCUAUGCGUUUGGUUAUAGCUUACUA
Salvia hispanica is the source of this 2217-nucleotide messenger RNA. RefSeq lists its product as uncharacterized. NCBI's taxonomy places the organism in Eukaryota, Viridiplantae, Streptophyta, Magnoliopsida, Lamiales, Lamiaceae. The record is from RefSeq and is a predicted model, not a curated record. Gene Ontology annotation, molecular function: DNA-binding transcription factor activity.